Molecule: messenger RNA, 1650 nt
Organism: Sclerotinia borealis F-4128
Lineage: Eukaryota; Fungi; Ascomycota; Leotiomycetes; Helotiales; Sclerotiniaceae
Source: the annotation of a GenBank genome assembly
AUGGAUCAAAAAGAUGGUCUUGAAGCUUUUGGUGCUCCCGUGACUGACAAGCCACAGAGUACGGAUAGGCGGGGUAGUCACAUGGCUACCAUUGAGGACGAUGAUGAGAGGUUGUUGAAUCGAAUUGGUUAUACUCAAGACCUACGACGACAUUUCUCAAAAUGGUCCACAUUAUCAUAUGCCGUCUCCGUUCUUGGUGUGCUGGGAUCGGUCCCUGCUACAUUUGGGAGCCCUUUAAGUCUUGGUGGACCAGCAGCGUCAGUAUGGGCGUGGUUCUUUGGGUCAGUAAUGGCACAAAUAAUAUCAAGUUCAGUGUCUGCAUACCCGACGGCAGGUGGCAUGUACUUUGUUACGAAAAAUGUCGUUCCAGAUGAACAUGCCGCUAUAUGGAGUUGGAUUAUUGGAUGGUGUAAUCUACUUGGUCAAACUGCAGGUGUUGCCAGUGUGGGAUAUACUGUCUCUCAACUUAUCUUGGCAGCUGCUAGUAUGAACUCUCUUUUUGAUGAGACAACAUUGACAUAUGCCUACUCACCAACUGCUCUACAGACAGCCGUCCUCUCAUGGCUGAUUCUCAUGAUCAUGGGAAUUAUAUGUUCCUUGACAACAAGACGCCUCCACCAGAUAGUAACCUGGUUCAUGCCCAUCAAUGUUCUCGCUUCAAUUGCAAUUUGCAUCGCUCUACUUGUUCUUACUCCUAACAAACAAUCCGCGACCUGGGUAUUCACCCACUUCACCAACGGAUCUGGCUGGGGAACACCAUUUUCAUUCUUCCUUUCCUUUCUAUCCGUAGCGUGGACCAUGACCGAUUACGACGGCACAACCCACAUGUCAGAAGAAACGCACGAUGCGGCAGUUCGUGGUCCAAUGGCCAUUCGAUGGGCCGUCACUAUCUCUGGAGUGGUUGGAUGGAUGCUCACAGUUACAUUUUGUUUCUGUACAACGGAUCUCGAUGCAAUUAUACACUCCCCGACAGGAAUGCCAGCUGCUCAAAUAUUUCUAAAUGCGGCUGGAAAAAGAGGAGGCACUGCAAUGUGGUUUUUUGUCAUCCUCGUUCAGUUCUUCACUGGAUGUUCUGCAAUGCUUGCAGAUACUAGAAUGGCAUAUGCAUUUGCGAGAGACGGAGCUCUUCCAUUUUCCAAUUUCUGGGCCAAAGUAAACCCAAUCACCCACACCCCCAUAAACUCCGUCUGGCUCAUUGUCAUCCUCACCUGCGCCCUAAACACCAUCGCCAUCGGCAGCACCGCCACCAUCGUCUCCAUAUUCAACAUCACAGCCCCAGCCCUCGACAUGUCGUACGCGGCCGUGAUCCUCGCGCGUAACAUCUACGCCUCGCGCGUGAAAUUCAUUCCUGGUCCCUACACCCUCGGGGUCUGGCAAAAACCCCUCAAUGGAAUUGCAUGUGCUUGGGUGUUUUUUAUUAGUGUGGUCCUCAUGUUCCCGACGAUUAGACCGGUGACGAGUGAGAAUAUGAAUUAUGCGGUGGUGGUAGGGGCGGCGAUUGCGGUGUUUAGUUUGGGGUGGUGGUGGGCGGGUGCGAGGAGAACGUAUACGGGACCAAAAACAAAAGAUCUUAUGCAUUCUAUUGCGUCGGAGGAAGGAAAUUAUGAAUCGGAUCAGAGACCUAACUAUGGGAGUAUCAAUGGUCAAUGA